Molecule: messenger RNA, 1059 nt
Organism: Paramecium tetraurelia
Lineage: Eukaryota; Ciliophora; Oligohymenophorea; Peniculida; Parameciidae
Exons: 2
Source: RefSeq, a predicted model, not a curated record
AUGGACGAAUAUAUGAAAAAUUUUUUUGUUCUUAAUCGCCUUUUAGUAUUCUAUUAUUAUUAAUUAGUUUAAAUGACAGACAGCACAUGUCCUUUCUGUAAAAACAAUGGUUACUUCGAUCAAAGUACAUCCUCAACAUAUUGUAAAACAAAAUCUUGCAAUAACAGGGUCAUUUAAUUCGGAACAAUUAAUUAUGAAGAUGAAAAUAAAUUGGGUGACGUUGAUCAACCAGGAAAUAGAUAAUCUAGAAAUGGAGGAUAUGAAAAUAAAAUUGUUGCUUAUAAAGAACAGCUUUGUGAAAAGUAAGGAAUAAGCGAUUCUAAACAGAGAAAAUAAUUUUAAGAAAAAUUUGAAGCUGGAGAACAUCAAAUAUACAAGUUGAAUAGAUAUUUCAAUAUGAAUGAGGCAUUCACUAACGAUGCCAUCUAUAAAUACAGAUUCUACAUGAAAAAUAUAUCGAGCGAAAUUUCGAGAAAAACAUUUUUGGACAUAUCUUCUUAUGUAUUCUAUCUAACUAUUAAAGAAAGAUAGUCAAAGCAUUAUUAUGAUUAAAAAUUAGGCAAAAUUACAUUAGAAGAAAUAGCUAAAUAUUCCAAUAAGACGGCUCAAUAAAUUAAAUAAGCAAUUAGAGUUUUAAACAAUAAAACAAUUGGCUUCACUUUAGAAUCAGAUGAUCGUAGUUAACAAGACAUCUGCUAAUAAAUUGCACUUAAAAUCUAGAAGCACAAUCUACCAUUUACUGAAGAUGAAACUUUUGCAAUUAAGGAUAUCCCGCGUAGACUUAUGGAUAGCAGUAUUAUCAGAGGUGAAAAAACUUCAACAAUUGCAUGGUAAUAUUGUAUAUUAAUGGCUAGUGUUGCUGAAUUCAUGGUAUCAUAGCUAUCCAGCAAUCCUAGAUUAAAUAUGUUAACUAUCGAUUAACUUGCUUAAAUGAAUGAGGUAUAAAAAGACACAGUUAAAAAAUUAUGGAAUGCUAUUAUUGAUAAUUAAUCUUCGCAAAAUCAUAUUUCUAGAUGGGAAGGAUAAAGAUCAAUAACAGAACUAAAGCAUAUAAACUGA